AUGUCUGACGUUGCUUACACUUUGGUCUUUGACCCGAACCCUGCUAGUAAGGUUUCCAUCAAUGAAUUCAAAACUUUAUUGGAGAAAGGUAAAGAUGAAUCUAAAAUUGAUGCCAUGAAACAAAUUUUGAUCACCAUGCUUGAUGGUAAUCCAAUGCCUGAAUUAUUGAUGCAUGUCAUCCGUUAUGUUAUGCCUUCAAGAAGCAAAGAAUUGAAGAAAUUAUUAUAUUUCUAUUGGGAAAUUGUUCCAAAAUUAGAUUCAGAUGGUAAAUUAAAACAAGAAAUGAUUUUAGUUUGUAAUGCCAUUCAAAGAGAUCUUCAACACCCAAAUGAAUACAUCCGUGGUAAUACAUUGAGAUUCUUAACCAAAUUAAAAGAACCUGAUUUAUUAGAACAACUGGUUCCAUCAGCUCGUGCAUGUUUAGAACAUCGUCAUGCUUAUGUUCGUAAAUAUGCAAUUUUUGCCAUUUAUGCAAUUUAUUUGGUUUCAGAUCAUUUAAUUCCAGACGCUCCAGAAAUUAUCAAUGAUUUCUUAGUCACUGAAACUGAUCCAACAUGUAAACGUAAUGCUUUCAUUGCAUUAGGUAAUUUGGACAGAGAAGGUGCUUUACGUUUCAUUCAAGAAAAUGUUGCUGCUUUAGAAACAAUAGAUCCAUUAUUACAAUUAGCUUUCAUUGAAUUUAUUAGAAAAGAUAAAGCACCAGAAUUAAGAACAAGAUAUAUUAAUUUAUUAUCAGAAUUGUUAGAAUCAAAUUCAAACACUGUUAUCUAUGAAGCUUCUAAUACAAUUACUGCAUUAACAAGUAACCCAUCAUUUGUUGCCUUAGCUGGUAAUAAAUUCAUUGAAUUAGCAAUUAAAGAAUCAGACAAUAAUAUCAAAUUGAUUGUUUUGGAAAGAAUACAUGAUAUCCAUAAGAAAAACCCAGGUAUACUAGAAGAUUUAACUUUAGAUAUCUUAAGAAUUUUAUCCACACCAGAUAUUGAUAUUAGAAAAAGAGCUAUUGAAAUCGCUCUUGAAUCAAUUUCAAGUCGUAAUGUUGAUGAAGUAUUAAAAUUAUUCAAGAAGGAAUUACAAAAAACUGUCACAUCAGAUGCUGAUAAAGCUGUUGAAUAUCGUCAAAUAUUAAUCUCAGCUAUCCAUCAAACAGCUAUCAAAUUUUCACAAAUUGCAGCAAGUGUUGUUGAUUUAUUAUUAGAUUUCAUUGCUGAUUUAUCAACUACAUCAGCUACAGAUGUUUUAGCCUUCAUUAAAGAAGUUGUUGAAAAAUAUCCAGAUUUAAGAAGUUCAAUUGUUCAACGUUUAUUAAAUUCAUUAGAUAACAUUAGAAGUGGAAAAGUUUUCCGUGGUGCUUUAUGGAUCAUUGGUGAAUAUGCUUUGACUGAAAAAGAUAUUCAAGAUGCUUGGAAACAUAUUCGUUCAAGUGUUGGUGAAAUUCCAAUUAUUCAAUCAGAAAGAAGACGUAUUGGUGAACCAGAAGAAGAACAUGAAGAUGAAGGUAAAAAAUUAAACGGACAAUCAAAACCAAUUGUUUUACCAGAUGGUACUUAUGCUACUGAAUCUGCAUUAACUUCAGAAAAGAAAGUUACUAAAGAAGAAACAAGACCACCAUUACGUCAAUUUAUUCUUGAUGGUGAAUUUUAUACAACUGCAAUUUUAUCAUCAACUUUUGUUAAAUUAAUUUUAAGAUUUCAAGAAAUAUCACAAAAUGCUACAAUUUUAAAUGCUUUGAAAGCUGAAGGUUUAUUAAUUUUGGUUAGUAUAUUAAGAGUUGGUCAAACUUCAUAUGUUUCUAAAAAAAUUGAUGAAGAUUCUGGAGAAAGAAUUUUAACUGCAAUUACAUAUAUUGCUGAAGGUAAAGAAAGUAAAUUAUUAGAAGUUGCAUUCUUAGAAGCAACUAAAGAUGCUUAUAAAGAACAAGUUGAAGCUGAAGAUAAAAGAAAAGCUAAACUUGAUCAAGCAGAAAUUCAAAAAAAUUCACAACAAGUUGAUGAAGUUAUUCAAUUUAGACAAUUUGGUAAACAAGAAACAACUUCAGAUGUUGAUGAAGAUUUAACUUUAGCUACAGGUGUUAAAGUUGAAGAAGAUUUAUCAUCAAGAUUAAAUAAAAUUGUUCAAUUAACUGGGUUUUCAGAUCCAGUUUAUGCAGAAGCUUAUGUUAAAGUUCAUCAAUUUGAUGUUGUUUUAGAUGUUUUAUUAGUUAAUCAAACAACAGAAACUUUACGUAAUUUACAUGUUGAAUUUGCAACAUUAGGUGAUUUAAAAGUUAUUGAUAAACCAACUACACAAAACAUUCCAGCACAUGGAUUUUUCAAAAUUCAAACAACAAUUAAAGUUACCUCAGCUGAUACUGGUGUUGUCUUUGGUAAUAUUGUUUAUGAUGGUGGUCAUGGUGCAGAAAAUAAAGUUGUUAUUUUAAAUGAUGUUCAUGUUGAUAUUAUGGAUUAUAUUAAACCUGCUAAAUGUUCAGAAAAUAAAUUCCGUACAAUGUGGAAUGAAUUUGAAUGGGAAAAUAAAAUUGUUAUUAAAUCUAAUUUACCAUCAUUAAAAGAUUAUUUAGAUGAAUUAUUAAAAGGUACAAAUAUGUCAUGUUUAACCCCAGGUGCAGUUAUUGGUGAAGAAUGUCAAUUUUUAAGUGCAAAUUUAUAUUCCAAAUCAUCAUUUGGUGAAGAUGCUUUAGCUAAUUUAUGUAUUGAAAAGAAAACUGAUGGUCCAAUUGUUGGUCAUGUUCGUAUUCGUUCUAAAGGUCAAGGUUUAGCAUUAUCAUUAGGUGAUAGAGUUGCAUCUAUUGCACGUAAAACAAAUAAAGCUAAAUUAACAAGUGUUUGA
This is a messenger RNA of Hansenula ciferrii, 2826 nucleotides long. It is a transcript of the gene SEC26, whose product is annotated as coatomer subunit beta. The transcript has a single exon. Lineage: Eukaryota; Fungi; Ascomycota; Saccharomycetes; Phaffomycetales; Wickerhamomycetaceae. The coding region runs from base 1 to 2826 and encodes 941 amino acids. Gene Ontology annotation, biological process: intra-Golgi vesicle-mediated transport; intracellular protein transport; endoplasmic reticulum to Golgi vesicle-mediated transport. The record is from RefSeq and is a predicted model, not a curated record. Gene Ontology annotation, molecular function: structural molecule activity. Gene Ontology annotation, cellular component: cytoplasm; COPI vesicle coat.